AUGUCGUCUGAACAAAUGUUACAAAUACUUGAAAAUUGUGUCAAUGAAUUUUAUGAUUCCAAAACAUCACAUGAACGUAAAAAUUAUCUACAUCUUCAAUUAAAUGAAUUUUUAAAUGGUGUACAAACAUGGAAAAUAUGUUUAGAAUCUCUUCGUUCAAUAAAAAAUCCAUUAUUAACAUAUUAUCUAUUACAAACAUUUGAACAAUUAAUUAAAUAUCGUUGGAAUACAAAUGAACAUAUUAGUAUGGAUGAACAAAUAUUAAUAAGAGACACAUUAAUUUAUUAUUUAAUUGACUCAUUUUCGUCAAUGGUUAGCUAUAUUAGAAAUAAAAUAAUGAGUUUAAUAGUACAAAUAGCUCGAAAAGAUUGUCCAAGAUAUUGGCCAAAUUUUUUUACAACUAUUUUACAUUUCAUCAAUGAAAAAUCAUCAUUAAUUGGUUUAUGUUUAUUAACAACAGUAUUCGAAGAAUUACCAUUAAACAAAGAGGAUAUUUCCAUUGAACAUUACCAUGAAUUAAUUAAAUGUCUAAAUCAACAAAUUCCAUAUAUAAUUGAUAUAUUAAAAAGUUUUCUAAAAAAAUUAAUGAAUAUUUUACCUACACAUGAUUCCAACAAUGAAAAAUCUCUUGAUUCUAAUUCUUAUCUUAUUUUACGUCAGAUAUUUUUAUGUAUGGAUCGUUUGUUCAACUGGUUGCCAGCUUCGUUAACGAAUAAUAUAGAUCUGGAUUUGUUAGAUAGUAUUUUUGACUAUGUAAGAUUAGGAUUAAGAUCAACAACGAUAAAUGAACAAUAUAUGGAUAUUAGUUUAUUAUCAAUGAAUUGUAUUCAAGAAUUAUUAGUAAAACAACGUGGAACAAAUGAAUUUGAAGAUAAAUUAUUGAAAUUAUUUGAACAAAUAUUUUCUUUGACUGAUACAAUUUUAAAUCAAAAUAAUCUAGUACAAAUCGAUGAGAGAUAUUUAACAAAAUUAACAGAAUUAAUUCGUCUAUUAUUCAAUAUACAUUUGCAACGUGUUGAAAUUAAUCAAAAUUUUCCUCUUUGUUUAACAUUAUUAUAUAGAUACACAGUUCAACAGGUUUGA
Messenger RNA from Didymodactylos carnosus, 1083 nucleotides. The record is from the annotation of a GenBank genome assembly. Lineage: Eukaryota; Metazoa; Rotifera; Eurotatoria; Philodinida; Philodinidae.